Hypoxylon trugodes is the source of this 1437-nucleotide messenger RNA. RefSeq names its product putative oxidoreductase. NCBI's taxonomy places the organism in Eukaryota, Fungi, Ascomycota, Sordariomycetes, Xylariales, Hypoxylaceae. Gene Ontology annotation, molecular function: FAD binding. The record is from RefSeq and is a predicted model, not a curated record. The transcript is spliced from 3 exons. The coding region runs from base 1 to 1437 and encodes 478 amino acids.
AUGGCGAGCACCAACCCAUGCGAUGCAUUGGCUACUCUACUAGGUGCCGAUAAGGUAUCUAUUCCCGGAAGCGCUGCUUACGAUGCGACUCUAUCAUCGUACUUCGCUCUCCAAGCAUCCGAUAUUAAGCCCCUAUGUUUCGUCUCGCCGCAGACAACCGGCGACGUCUCAACUGUGAUCCAGUGGCUAACUACCAACAUCGACAUCCGAGACAGCUCAAUCAAGGUCGCAAUUCGGUCAAGGGGUCAUCUAUGGGUUCCUGGUUCGUCUAACUCAUCGGGUGGGGUGACGAUCGACUUAAGCCGUCUCGAAUCCAUCCAUCUCAGCUCCGACAAGUCAAUCGUAUCUAUCGGUGUGGGUGCAACAUGGGAUGCUGUGUAUGCUAAACUUGAUCCUUUAGGACUCAGCGUCGCUGGAGGUCGAGUUGGCGGCGUCGGCAUCGGAGGGUUGGUUUUAGGAGGUGGAAUCUCUCAUUUAGGACCUCGAUGUGGAUGGACUUGUGAUACGGCAACUGCUUUUGAAGUAGUCCUAGCAGACGGCUCAAUCGUAGAAGCUAUUGAGAAGGAAAAUCCAGAUCUCUUUCGUGGUCUUAAGGGGGGAGCGAAUAAUCUCGGCAUCGUCACUCGUGUUGACCUAAAGACGUUUGAUCAGGGUCUCCUAUGGCAUGGUCGUAUCUAUAGUCCCCUUUCGACUAUAGACGACCACAUCAAGAUCUUCGCCAAGAUUGUUGCUGCGGAGAAUUACGAUGAGAAUUCUUCGUUUAUCUGUGCAUUUGGAUAUUCACAGCCCAAGGGUAUCACCGUAAUCAACAGUGAGCUCGUUUACACCAAGCCGGUGGAGGAACCACCAUGCUAUCGGGAACUUCUUAGCCUGCCAUCUAUCUUCAAAACAACGUCGACCCUCAGCAUGGAGGCACUCGCGAAACAAGCAGCGAAACUUAUACCCCCAGGAAUAGCUCGUUACAUGUUCGCGACGACGACCCUAGUUCCCACUGAAGCUAUGCUCCACGCUGCAUUUGACGCUUGGAAAAGUAGCUUAGAUGGCGUGAAAGACAUCAAGGGGCUAACGUGGUCCCUGUCGUUGGAACCCUUACCACCAGGCAUACAUCAACACGGUUCAUCGUCCAAUGCGAUGGGACCCUCCGACCGCAAGGGUACGCGUAUUGUAUGUCUUUUCACGAACGCGUGGGAAGAUGAAGCCGACGAUGAACAUGUUUACGCAGCGACCCGCGCACUCAUAGCCUCUAUUGAAGAAGCAGCUCGAAAUCUUGGCGCAUAUGACCCCUUUAUAUAUCUCAACUACGCAACCCAUUGGCAAGAUCCGAUUGCUAGUUAUGGAGAAGAGAGUGUGAAGCAAUUGCGAGAAUUAAGGGCUAGGGUAGAUCCAAAGGGGGUAUUCACACAUCUCAUUCCCGGCGGAUUCAAGAUUCCUUCUUAG